UACCUGAAGUUUUUGGCAGUAAAGUCAUCAUGACAGACCUGGGCUGCAAAAAGCCCAGUGACUGCACUGUUUCCAGGCUACUCAGCGUCGUGGAGAGCGAACUCCAGGCUGGCAAAGACAAAGGCGACCCCACAGAGAAACAGCUCCAGGUUGUCUUGGAGGAUGCUACGCUCUGGCAGAGAUUCAGGGAAGUCACUAAUGAGAUGAUCGUGACCAAGAACGGCAGGCGGAUGUUCCCUGUCUUAAAGAUCAGCGUAUCGGGCUUGGACCCAAAUGCUAUGUAUUCCUUCUUGUUGGACUUUGCCCCGACCGAUGGCCACCGCUGGAAGUACGUCAAUGGAGAAUGGGUGCCAGCUGGGAAACCUGAGCCACCAAACCACAGCUGUGUCUACAUCCACCCAGAUUCUCCCAACUUUGGGGCCCACUGGAUGAAGGCUGCCAUUUCCUUCAGCAAAGUCAAACUUACCAACAAGCUCAAUGGGAGCGGGCAGAUAAUGUUGAACUCCCUGCAUAAAUAUGAGCCUCAGGUACACAUAGUUCGUGUAGGAGGCCCCCACCGGAUGGUGAUGAACUGUUCCUUCCCUGAGACUCAGUUCAUAGCUGUGACUGCCUAUCAAAAUGAAGAGAUAACAGCUCUCAAAAUCAAGUAUAAUCCCUUUGCCAAAGCCUUCCUGGAUGCAAAGGAAAGAAACCAUCCAAAGGAUGCUCCAGAAACAGUCUCAGAAGGUCAACAUAUGACAUAUUCUCACUUAGGUGGCUGGCUGAUUUCCAACCCAGACACAAUGUGUGCGUCAGGAAGCUCUAACUAUCAGUACACCGGACCUUUGCCUCUGCCGGCUCCUCACGCUCCCCAUGGCUGUGAGCGAUAUUCAGCCCUCCGAGGACAUCGGGCUGCUCCGUACCCACCUUCAUACAUGCAGAGAAAUCACUCGCCUACAGUGAAUUUGUUGGAGAGCUCCAGCAAUAAUCUUCAGGUAUUCCCAGGACAUGACAGCUGGACUUUGCCAUCCUCUCCACAUGCUAAUUUGCUUUCAGUGCCACACACCAAGGGAGCUGCCAGCCCUGGGCCCAGCCAUUACCCCUGUCUGUGGACAGUGAGCAACAGUGCUGUAAAUGUUGCCAACCCAGGGAAUGAGGUGAACAGUAGCCCUUCAAGCAUGUUCCUAAGGGGUAAUGUCCCUUUACCCACUGGAUCUUCAUCAGUCCAAAUCCCUCUGCAGGGAACAGUCUCUGGCAGCAUGGAAACACAAGGGGAAACCGCUCUAGCCAGACUAGCCGACUCUGCAUGGACAUCCUCACACUCCUUUUAAUGGACAGGCAGCUCACGAGGGAAGCUCAGCCAAACAAGACUGACGCAAGCAGCAAAGGACCCCCCAGACUUGCAUCUCAGAGCAGGGAUGUGAAUGCAGAAAGCCAACUUUAUCAAGCAUCACUUUCCAUAAUGUGCCUCUUGAGUGCCAGAGAAGCCAAGACGCGUAAUGCAAAGGCAGGAAAUGUUAGAGGAGCCAACUUAUUAACGUAACCUUUCUGCAUCAUUCAGGAUGAUGACCAGAAAGAAUCUUUAUAGUUAUCUUUGCUUCUAAAUCACAUCAAAAAAGGUCAGACACAUGAGUCUCAAUGAAGCAGACAUGGCAGCUGGAUAUUUAUGUGUCUUUUUUUAAAGAGUACUUUCUGUAAUUAAAGGCCAAGUCCAGGGAAACUGUGAGCAAGCUCCCCAUAUGUAGCUUGAAGGGACAGCACUGCUUUCAAGACAUGCAGAAAGCAGAAUUUUUCACACAAAGGUUCACACAGUACCUGAAACUAGAUUCUUCAGGGGAUGAAAUUACAGCCUGCCACCUUCAUGCCAUCUGCAUACAGUAUUCCUUGUCCCCUUCCCUUCUGCAGCUCCCAUGUGCUCUUUGUAUGCUAUAUAGCAGACACACUCCAGCUGAGAAUGUGGCUGCAUUGUAGCAGCAGGUGGAGGGCAUCUGAUAUAGCAUUUAUAAUCUAAUGUGAAGGUCUUGGAAAUGGAAAGUUUCAGUGUUUUACUAUAUAUGUGUAAAAUAUGGGUGGAGGGAAAAGAGUAACAAAAAAGAUAUUCAGGUUGCAAUUUCCACUUUGCUUCAGGUACAGAGUACAAAUAAAAUGUGAAUUAAUGCGUUUGUAC
Messenger RNA from Dromaius novaehollandiae (emu), 2146 nucleotides. It is a transcript of the gene TBX19, whose product is annotated as T-box transcription factor 19. Bases 30 to 1310 code for a protein of 426 amino acids. The transcript is spliced from 8 exons. Gene Ontology annotation, cellular component: nucleus. Gene Ontology annotation, biological process: cell fate specification; positive regulation of DNA-templated transcription; mesoderm formation. Gene Ontology annotation, molecular function: RNA polymerase II cis-regulatory region sequence-specific DNA binding; DNA-binding transcription factor activity, RNA polymerase II-specific. NCBI's taxonomy places the organism in Eukaryota, Metazoa, Chordata, Aves, Casuariiformes, Dromaiidae. The record is from RefSeq and is a predicted model, not a curated record.